AAGGGGCUUGGAGGAUGUGAAGUCUGAAAGUGGUACGCCAGCAUAAAUUUUUGAACCAGUGGUAUGUUGGUAAUUUCCGGUGCAUACAUGUCAAUUACGGCGUUAAAGCGAGUUGCCACUGUGGCUGCUGCAAGCUCACUGUCUGGGUUCGGAAACUAGAGGGGUUUCGAAACUAUGGCUGAACCCAAAUAAUCCCCAAAUCCUCAUCUCCUCGUGCCAAAGCCCUCGAAUUGAAAGAACCAUCCUCCUCCUCCAAAACCCUAGUUCUUCUUGAUGAUAAUAUGUUUUUUUCUCUGAGAAAUUUAUCCAAAUCUAGGGCCAGCACCAACUACCACUAUGUCUUCUCCUUGCUCAAUGCCAAUGGUUUUGUAAGCUCCGGUCCCUGCUCACCUUCUUCUUUCUGCUUUGGCCCUAGUGCUGCGUUUUCAACGACAUCAACCGCCUGCUUGAUCCAAGCCAAGGACGUCGUCCUCUCUUUCAAAGAAUGGUUCAAGAGCCGCAACGACGCGUUGUUCGACCACAUCUUCCAGAUCCUCAAGACCACCGGAGACGAUAACACCGUCCUCGACCUCGAGAACUCCAACGACUUGUCGUUUCAUUAUCACCACCGCUCCUCCGCCGACUUGGCGCUUGCCCAUCUGAACCUCUGCCUCUCUGAGACCUUCGUCUUGGAGGUGCUCCGCUAUGGUAGCAGCGGCCACGACGUCCUCUCCUGCCUCAAGUUCUUCGACUGGGUCGGCCGCCAGCCCGGCUUUAACCACACCCGCGCGACCUUCCACGCCAUUUUCAAGAUUCUUUCUCGCGCCAAGCUCAUGUCACUGAUGCUUGACUUCCUGUCCACGUACAGCAAGCAGAGGUAUGCGCAUAGGGUUCGAUUUCGCGACACUUUGGUGAUGGGUUAUGCUGUGGCUGGCAAACCCGACAUUGCACUCCAACUGUUUGGUAAAAUGCGCUUUCAGGGGCUUGACCUGGAUGUGUUUGCUUACCAUGUUCUUUUGAAUGCUUUGGUGGAAGAGAAUUGUUUUGAUGCUGUUCAGGUCAUUGCCAAGCAGAUUUCUUUGAGGGGUUUUGAGAACGAGAUCACUCAUUCCGUCAUGCUCAAGUGCUAUUGUAAGCAGAACUUGCUGGAUGAUGCUGAAAAGUACUUGCGUAAAUUGUUGUCUGACGGGAGGGCCGUCAAUGGGCAUGCCGUGAGUGUUCUUGUUGAUGCCCUUUGUAAGAAUAAUAAGUUCGAGCAGGCUGGGAAGUUGGUGGAGGAGUUUCAGGGCGCUGGGGUGGAACUCAUGGAGAGUGUCUAUGGUGUGUGGAUACGUGAUCUUGUUCAGGCUGGGAGGUUAGAUGGGGCGUUGGAGUUUCUGCAUGACAAGAGGUCAUUGGAAGGGUAUGUGCCUGAUACUUUUAGGUACAAUACUUUGAUAUGUAGGCUUUUGAGGGAGGAUCGGCUUGAGGAGGUUUGUGAUUUGUUGAUGGAGAUGAAGGAUGGUCAGAUUUGCCCUGAUAAGGUCACCAUGAAUGCUGCCUUGUGCUUCUUUUGCAAAGCAGGAAUGGUUGAUGUUGCUCUUGAGUUGUAUAAUUCGAAAUCUGAGUUUGGGCUCUCUCCUAAUAGUUUGGCUUACAACUAUUUGAUCAAUACUUUCUGUGGGGAUGGCAGCGUGGAUGAAGCAUAUGAAGUGUUGAAGAAUUCUAUAAAACAAGAUUAUUUUCCGGGUAGGAAAACAUUUUCUAUACUUGCAGAUGCUUUGUGCAGAGAGGGAAAGCUCGAUAAGAUGAAGGAGUUGGUUAUUUUUGCGCUAGAGCGAAACUUUAUGCCAAGUGGUUCCACAUACGAUAAGUUCAUUACAACUCUUUGUAGAACUAAGAGGGUAGAAGAUGGUUAUUUAAUACAUGGGGAACUCAACAGACUAAAUAAAGUUGCUAGAAAGAGUACAUACUUUAACUUGAUACGUGGUUUUAACGAGUCAAGUAGGGGUGAUAUUGCUGCCAGACUUCUGAUUGAAAUGCAAGAAAGGGGUCACUCGCCGACUCGUAACCUGUUCAGAGAUGUAAUUUGCUGUCUAUGUGCUACGGAAAAUCCAGAUAAGCAAUUUUUUAAUUUGUUAGAGCUGCAGUUGUGUUGUCGGGAACCUAGUUGUCAAAUAUACAACUUUUUCAUCUAUGGAGCUGGGCAUGCGAAAAGGCCCGAUCUGGCUAGACAAGUAUAUGAGACGAUGCAGCGAAGUGGGAUUGAGCCCAAUCUGAGAUCUGAUGUUCUUAUGUUGCAGAGUUAUUUGAGGAGUGAACGAAUUUCGGAUGCUUUGAAUUUCUUCAAUGAUCUGCACCAGAGAAGGGAAAUGGGGAGAAGAUUAUACAGCACAAUGAUUGUUGGUCUCUGCAAGGUCAAAAGGGUGGAUAUUGCACUUGACUUCUUGAAGGAAAUGAGAGAGAAGGGAGUGGUUCCAAGCGAUGACUGUUAUGAGUUUCUUAUACAGUUGUCGUGCUGGAAUCAAGGAUAUCAUAUAGCAGUAAAUCUCAUUAAUGACUUGGAGAAAGUUGGCCGCCAUAUUACAUCCUUUACUGGUAACAUACUUCUGUUGCAUUCUCUGAAAAGUCAAGAGCUCUACGACGCUUGGGUUCAACUGAGACAGGUGCCAAAUGAGAAGUCUGAUAGUUCAAUGCUUGGUCUGCUUAUUGGUGCAUUUUCUGGUCGUGUCAGGUUGAGCCAAGAUAUUGAGAAUUUGGAAGAAGUAAUUGAAAAGUGCUUUCCGUUAGAUGUGUACACAUACAAUUUGUUGCUGAGAAGCCUAAGCGAGACUAAUAUGGACCGUGCUUGUGCAUUGUUCUAUAAGAUCUGCCAGAAAGGGUAUGAGCCGAACCGGUGGACUUAUGACACCUUAGUACAAGGUUUUCUUAAACAUGGGAGGACUUCUGAGGCAAGGAGAUGGUUAGAAGUGAUGUACCGGAAAGGGUUUCAUCCAACAGAGCGUACGAAGCUAUUCAUUUGAUUGGUUUUCAUUGAAGUCACUAGUGCAGUGUCUGACAUUUACUAGACAUUACACAGUUGCAAAGUUUAUACAAGUUUUGCCGCAUGAUAAUAUAUUUCAUACCUUGGUAAGAUUGUAUAGAUGGAGCAUUUAGAUUUGUGUGAUUUUUUUUUUAUCAACUGCUAGCCUAAAGUUAUAGUGAUACAUGCUAGUUUCAAUUAAUUUCUUCUUCGUUGUACUCUGUUUGGUGACUUACUACAAAUCCAUUGCCACAUGUAUGAUGCACGGGCAAGACUAUCUGGCCAGAUUGCCUUU
Prunus persica (peach) is the source of this 3275-nucleotide messenger RNA. Its product is annotated as pentatricopeptide repeat-containing protein At1g71210. The record is from RefSeq and is a predicted model, not a curated record. The transcript has a single exon. Lineage: Eukaryota; Viridiplantae; Streptophyta; Magnoliopsida; Rosales; Rosaceae. Bases 282 to 2981 code for a protein of 899 amino acids. Gene Ontology annotation, molecular function: protein binding.